Messenger RNA from Helianthus annuus (common sunflower), 600 nucleotides. RefSeq names its product CCHC-type zinc finger protein CG3800-like. Gene Ontology annotation, molecular function: nucleic acid binding; zinc ion binding. The record is from RefSeq and is a predicted model, not a curated record. NCBI's taxonomy places the organism in Eukaryota, Viridiplantae, Streptophyta, Magnoliopsida, Asterales, Asteraceae. Bases 1 to 600 code for a protein of 199 amino acids. The transcript has a single exon.
AUGGCCGAUUCUUAUGAAGCCUACAAUCAUUCAGUUGAUCAGAAUAUUAACGCAAGACUGAACUUGACGGGCACUGAGUUACAGGCUAUGUUAGAUACAGCCGUAAACAAAGCCGUGGACCGAGUAUUAAGGGAUCAUAUGAGAAACUGCGAUAAUACCCCAAAUAAGGGUUACAAAAAGGGUAAGACUGGUUUGAACUGUAACCAGUUCAAGCCGAAUGAGGCAAAACCCAAAUGUAAAACCUGCGGGAAGCAGCACUUCGGAAAAUGUUUCCAUAAGCAGAUCAGGGGAUGUGGCAUCUGUAAGAAGAUGGAUCACAAGACUCAUGACUGCAAAGACUUGAUAAACGCCACAUGCUAUGGUUGUGGUGAGAAAGGGCAUAUAAAGACUCGCUGCCCAAAGAGGGCGACUAAAGGAAAAUGCACUAUAGAUUCACAAGCCAAGCCUUGUGGAAUCUGUAAUAAAGAAGGGCACAAAACUUUGGAGUGCCAAAAUAUAAAGGACGCAACCUGCUACGGUUGCAGUGGAAUAGGGAACAUCAAAACUAAUUGCCCAAAUAAAACUAAGAAGCCUGAAGAGGCUAAGAAGGGAAACGCCUGA